Messenger RNA from Nycticebus coucang (slow loris), 7001 nucleotides. It is a transcript of the gene CCDC15, whose product is annotated as coiled-coil domain containing 15. Gene Ontology annotation, cellular component: centrosome. The record is from RefSeq and is a predicted model, not a curated record. The transcript has 16 exons. Bases 12 to 3125 code for a protein of 1037 amino acids. Lineage: Eukaryota; Metazoa; Chordata; Mammalia; Primates; Lorisidae.
UGCCAGGAAGUAUGGCUCCGCUCAAGAAGCCUCAGAAUACCGCAAGGUUGCCCUUGGCUUUAAAGCCCCUGAAGAGCAAGAACGUGUUGGCAGUGCUGGCUGAGAGGACCCAGUCUGUAUUACCGGUUGGGGCAUGGGUGGAACCUGCCUCGGCAGAUAGUUCGGAAAUCCCAGCAUAUACUUCAGCAUAUAUUAUUGAAGAAGAACUAAAAGAACAGUUAAGAAAAAAACAAGAAGCUUUGAAAUGUUUUCAGAGACAAGUCAAACUCCGAGUAAAUCACCAGAUGAGGCUGAGGAAAAAGCAACAGCUUCAGAAGUCUUAUGAAGCAGUAAGUUCAAAAGCAGAAAAAGAAGGCUUUAUAGCCAUGCAGUCUUCAGAUCCAGCAUUCUUAACUACUAAAAGGAGAAGUGUUUUCCCAUACAAUUUGAAUGGUGCUAUUGGAAUUUCUAGGUUGCCCCCUUCCCAGAUGAUUGAGAAUGAAGUAGAAGAUGGAGAGAAUCAGAAUGAAUUAUUCCAAAAACAAGCUGAGGCUCUUAGUCAGACUAUGAGACAGGCACGUCACCGGCUGGCAUCCUUUAAAACUGUGAGGGAAGAAAAGGCAUCAGUGUUUCCAGAUGAUGGAAAGAAAAGCUUUCCCACCCAAGAGGAAUCUGACUAUGAGGAAUUGUCAUCUGUUAUGACAUAUGGGAAAGAGAGAGAAGAUUUGUUUGGGAGUAACCAGCAGGGUAUUCUUUCAGAAGACAAAGACAAGCCUUUUAGUAGAGUUCAGAAAGUAACAUUCAAAAAUCCAUUAUUUGUUGUGAUGGACAAGGAAGACCACAAGCAGUUACACCUUCAGGACUUUCAAGAUAUUCUGCCAGAAGCCCAGGAUUAUUUUCCAGAAGCACAACAGGAUUUGCUGGAAUCCAAGGGUAAUUUGACAGAAGUUCAGACUACCGAGCUGGAAGUUCAGAGUUUUGAGCCAGAUACCCAAGCUAUUGAGCCAGAAUGCAAGUUUGUUAAGCCAGAAGGCCAAGCUAUUGGCCCAGAAGGCCAGGCUGUUAAGACAGAAACUCAGGGUGUUACGCUGAAAGCCCAGCAUAUUGAGCUAGAAGAUGGGAGUAUUGUGUUGGAAGCUCAGGAUUCUUUACCUGUAAACCAGACUUUUCUACCUAAAGAUCACCAUGUUCUGCUUAAAGACCAGAACAUUCUACCUAAAUGUCAGGAUCAAGAUUUUCUACCUAAAGACCAAGAAUUUCUACCACAAGACUUUUAUGUUCUCCUCAAAGACCAGAAUAUUCUUCUCAAAUGUCAGAACCAGAAGUUUCUACCUACAGAUCAGAAUUUUCUCCCUAGAGACCAGAAGAUUCUACUACCCAACUACCAGGACCAGGAUUUUCUACCCAGAGACCAGUGUGUUCUAACCAAAGAGCAAAAUGUUUUACCUCAAUGUCAACAGCAGGAUUUUCUACCUAAAGACCAGUGUGGACUCCCUAAAGUCCAGCAUGUUCUUUCCAAAGAUCAGAAUAUUCUUCCUGAAGAUCAGGACCAGGAGUUUCUACCUAAAGACCAGUAUGCUUUCCCUAAAGACCAGUAUGUUCUCCCUAAAGAUCAGAUUAUUCUACCCAAAAAUCAAGACCAGGAUUUUCUACCUAAAGAGCAGUAUGCUUUCCCUGAAAACCAGUAUGUUCUCCCUAAAGAUCAGAUUAUUCUACCCGAAAAUCAAGACCAGGAUUUUCUACCUAAAGACCAGUGUGCUCUCUCUGAAGACCAGCAUGUUCUUUCCAGACAUCAGAAUAUUCUGCCCAAAGACCAUGACCAGUAUUUUCUACAUAAUGACCAGUCUGUUUUCCCUCAAGACCAGCGUGUUUUCCCCAAAGACCAGAAUAUUCUACCCACAUUUCAGGACCAGGAGUUUCUAACCAAAGAUCAGGAAAAAUAUUUCUGGCCACCAGCAUUUACUUUGACAGCUGAAAGAUGGAAAAAGGAGUGGCCCGUAAGAACCCAACAGUAUGUUUUACACAGGUGCCCAGGCCAGUCCUCCUUCAGCCAUCAGUUAGACCAAAAGGAAGAGGAAAGGCAGGAAAAAGCAAAUUUGAAGCAGCCAACAUCGACUUUGAUAGGGAGAGAGGCUCUUCCUCCGGAUGUCCAUCAGGAUCUUCUGUGCAGGCUUCAUCAGGUCUUCAUCCGGGACAAGAAAGUAUGCUUUAAGGAGCCAUGUUCUGAUAUGACAGAUGAGAAAGGGAAAGAUGACUUUUCUCUGGUGGGUUACCAGUAUGUGCCUUCUAAACCCCAGGAUCAGGACUUCAUCAGAGAUCAGGAUAAAAAUAUUAAACAACCCUCAUCUUUUAAGAAGUGGGAGAUUUCAAGAGGAGCUGCUUCUCAAGUGCCAAUGCACAGGAAAUAUGGGCGGGCCUCACGUGCUGUGACAGAUGAAAGAUGGAGAAGAGAGGUAUUUCCAGAGCACCAUGAAAUCCAGGAUCCAGGCUCUGCCAGAGAACAGGUUUAUGAUAAAUAUCAAUCAGGAUUAAGCACUGAAUGCCAAGCUCCACUGUUAUUUCAAUCUGGAGUAGAUCGAGAAGAGGAAAAGAAAGAGCGUCAAAAGCAAUACCUAAGACAUAGACGGCUUUUCAUGGACAUUGAGAGAGAAAAAGUUAAAGAACAACAAAGGCAGAAAGAACAAAGGAAGAAAAUUGAAAAAAUUAAGAAAAAGAGAGAGCAACAACGUUAUGCUGAAGAGCAGAGGAUCUUAAGAAUGAGCACUCAUGAAGAAACAUGUCCAAAGGAGAAAAUGAGUCAGAUGUUAGCCCAGUUACAACUUGAAGAAACAAAAGGAGCCAGAGAAAAACAACAGAGAGAAAAGGAAUAUCUAAGAUAUGUAGAAGCUCUACGAGCCCAGAUCCAGGAGAAAAUGCGAUUGUAUAAUAUUACUUUACCUCCACUGUGCUGUUGUGGUCCUGAUUUUUGGGAUGCUCAUCCUGAUACCUGUGCCAACAAUUGUACUUUCUAUAAAAACCCCAGAGCAUAUACUCGGGCACUACAUUCAGUCAUCAAUUCCUGUGACACAUCUGAGGGGAACUCAGCUCUUCGAGUCGCCAUUCAUAAUUUUGCUUCUGCACACAGACGGACUUUAAAAAAUCUGUAGUAAGAAUCUGAAAUCAACUGGUAGUAUUUGGGCCUUUAUUUAAAAUCAACCCUGAGAGAGUUUUGAAGUGUAUAGGUUGUAUAAUCUGGAAGGAAAUACUGUCCCACAUGACAACUGUCUUCAUAAUUAGAUCAUAAACCAUUGUUUGUAUCCCUGCCUUAGAACCAAGAUUCAAAGUUGACUUCCAAUCCAUUGUAUUGUUUUUGUGAACCAUAUGGAGCUUAUUAUUUUAAAAAGUGAUUAGUCAGACAACUAAGAUUUCCCUUACUUUGCUCUGCUCUCAUCAGAAGAGGUCAUGAGAAAUCUUGGAGAUUAUUUCAUUUAUCAUCUUUGUACAACUGUAUCUUUGAGCCUGACAAUAUUGAAAAUGCCUGGAUGAAAAGAAGGUGAUAAAAUGCGUUUCUGAGCAUCAAUGGCCAUCUGUAUUACCACUAGCUUUUCUAAUUGUGUAUAAGAAUUAGAGAUGAACUUGAUGCCUAUUUUUUUCUCAAAAUUCUUUCUCUCCUGUUUUUCUUUUAAUUUAUUGCCUCUCUCCAUUCAAUGACAUUAGGUAUAGAACUUUUAAUUAUAUAAUUUUUAUUGCAAAAAAAGGGGAAUAAACUCUGUUUUUUGAAUACCUUUUAUGUGAAAUUAUUAUGAGGGACAUUUCAGAAAGGGAAUCUGAAGUCAAAAUGAGUAGAGUUUUUUAUCUUUAAAAUAUCUGGUGAAUGACAUGGCUAAGGGCAAAUGAAAUAAAAAUUGCCAUAGUUGGUAUGAAUUUGUUACUUCUUCAUAGUAUUUCCUGAUACAAAACAUGAAAAGGUUUAAUACUACAAAUUAAAGAUAGUUUCUUUUCCCUACUUUCUCUAAUGUACAGUGCUGAAGAUACACUUAAGUUAUGUCUCAAAAAAUGCCUGAACCUCUAGCCAGGGCAUUGAAAAUAAGAAAAAAAAAAAUACUCAAAUGACUAAAUUGACUGGUUAUCUAGCCAAGUUAAUUAUUUGAUUAUAUAUAAUGCUGAUUCAGCCUUUAAGAGUAUUAUUUUUUUUAACAGCUCUAUUGAGGUAUAAUUCACAUGUUAUAUACGAUCAUAUAUAAUUCACCCAUUUAAAGUGUAAGAUUUAAUUGUCUUCAGUAUAUUCUCAGGAUUCUGCAACCAUCAUCACUAUCAAAUUUUAGAGCAUUUUCAAUACUCUAAAAAGAAGCCCCCAUGAUCCAGCAAUUCCAUUUCUGGGUAUAGAUAUAUUCAAAAGAAUUGAAAGAAGGACCUCAGGGCGGCGCCUGUGGCUCAAAGGAGUAGGGUGCCGGCCCCAUGCGCCAAAGAUGGUGGGUUCAAACCCAGCCCCAGCCAGAAACUGCAAAAAAAAAAGUAGGACCUCAAAUAGAUAUUUGCAUACCCAUGUUCAUAGUAGAGUUAUUAACAAAACCCAAGAGGUAGAAGCAACUCAAGUGUUAUCAGUGGAUGAAUGGAUAAACAGUAUGUGGUAUAUUCAAUAGAGAAUAUUAUUCAGUCUUAAGAAGGAAAGAAAUCCUGUAGGACAAAUACUGUUAUAUGAGAUGCCUAAAGUUGUCAAAUUCAUAGAGAUAGAAGAUGAAAUGGUGCUUGCCAGGCUGUGGCUGUGGGAGGAAAUGGAGAAUUUUUGUUCAGUAGGUACAGAGUUCUAGUUUUGUAGAAUGCCAAAGUUCUAGACUUCUGUUUCACAACAAUAUAAAUAUAUUUAACACUACUGAACUGUUAUAUACUUAAAAAAUGGUUACAAUGUAACCAUUGGGCAGCGCCAAAAGAGUAGGGCGCUGGCCCCAUAUGCUGGAGGUGGCGGGUUCAAACCCAGCUCCAGCCAAAAACUGCAAAAAAAAAAAGGUUACAGUGGUACAUUUUAGGUUUGUUUGUUUGUUUGUUUUGUUGUUUUUGAGACAGAUUCUCACCCUGUGCCCUAAGCAGAGUGCAGUGGGGUCAUCAUAGCUCACUGAAACUCAGACUCAGGCUGCAGGCAUCAUACUGCCUCAGCCUUCCUAUUCGCUGGGCUUACAGCCACUCAGCACGGCGCCUGGCUGGGUUUUUUAUUUUUUUGUAUCAUUGGAGUCUCACUCUUGUUCACAUAAGAAUAUCUGAUCUCAAGCAAUCCUGCCUGAGCCUCCCACAGUGCUGGGAUAACAGAUGUGAGCCACCUCGCCCGCCUAGGCUGUGGGCUUUUCCUAUAAAUGCAAUAUAUGAUAUGUGAUCUUUUGUGAUUGGAGUCUUUCAUUUAGUAUUAUAUUUUCAAAAUUCAUCCAUGUUAUAGCAUGUAUCAGUAUUUCAUUGAUUUUUACUGCUGAAUAAUAGUUUAUUCUGUGGAUAUACCACAUUGUAUUUAUCUGUUCAUCAGUUGAUAAGAUAUUUGGAUUGUUUUCACUCUUGACUAUUAUAAAUUACUGCUAUGAACUUUUGUUCACAAGUUUUUUUGUAGACAUGUUUCAUUUCUCUUGGGUAUAUAGACCUGGAAAUGGAGUUACUUGGUCCUAUGAUAGCUUUAUGUUUAACCUUUUAAGAAACCGAAAACUGCAGGUGUAGAACACCAAUGUCUUAACACUGCAAUUGGGUAAAUGAGGUGAAGGCUACGUUAAUUAGUAGGAUGUAAGCACUCCAAUUUGUACAAAUAAUCAACAACAAAAAAGAAUGAACUCGAUUUUAUCAUCUAUUACAGGGUACAUAAAAUAAUUAAAGUAUUUAAAAAAAAGAAAGAAAGAAACUGAAAACUGUUUUCCAAAGUGGCUGUAUCAUUUUACAUUCCUAGCAGCAAGUGUAUAGGGUUCAAAUUCUUCACCUCUUCACCAGCACUUGACACCAUCUGUCUCUUUCUUCCCAGAGGAUGUGAAGUGGUGGUACCUCGUUGUAUUUUUAAUUUAUCCGUUAUAUAGGGAUUCAACUUUAUUCUUUUCCAUGUGGAUAACCUGUGUCCUGGCACUGUCUGUUGAAGAGACUAUUAUUUGCUCCGUUGGAAUGACAUUAAAUGUAAGGGUUUUAUGAAUUCUCAAUUCUGUUACACUGAUUUGUAUGUUUAUCCUUAUGUCAGUACAAUCUGUCUUGAUUACUGUAUCUUUGUGGUAAGUUUUGGAGUUAAGUGUAAGGCUUCCAACUUUGUUCCUUUUUAAGAUUAUUUGCUGUUCUGAAUCCCUUUCUUCAUAUGAAUUUUAAGAUCCUACAAAAUCCAGCUGGAAUCCUGAUAGGGAUUAUAUUAAAUCUGUUGAUGAAUUUGGGGACUAUUGCCAUUUGAUCUGUGAACAUGGAAUGUCUUUUCAUUCAUUUAAGUUUUCUUUAAUGUCUUUUAACAAUGUUGUAUAGUUUUCAGAGUAUAAAAUUUGCACUUAUUAAGUUUAUUUGUAAGUAUUUUAUUUUUUCAUGCUAUUGUAAAUGGAAUUGUUUUCUUAAUUUUAUGUUCAGUUUUUUCAUCACAAGUGUGUAGAAAUACAGUUUGCUUUUAUUAGUUCUAAUCAUUUUUGUAGAGGGCAUCUUGGGUUUUUUUAAUGUAUGUAAAAUUCUUCACAGAUAGAGAUAAUUUUACUUCUUUCUUUUCCACUUGGACUUUUUUUUUCUUGCCUAAUUGCCCUGGCUAGAAUAUCCAGUACAUUGUUAUAUAGAAAUGGCAAAGUGAACAUUCUUGUUUUGUUCCUGAUUUUAGGAAGAAAACAUAUAAUCUUUUACCAUUAUGUAAUGGUCACUGUGGAUUUUUCUGGAUGCCCUUUAUCAGGUUGAUAAAUUUCCUUCUAUUACUUGUUUGUGGAGUAUUUUUAUCAUGGAAAGAUGUUGGAUUUUGGCAAAUGCUUUUUCUGCAUCUAUUAUCAUGUGUUGUGGUUUUUCUAUUAAUGGUAUGUAUUACAUUAAUUGGUUUUGAAGUGGUAAAUCACUUUACAUUCCUA